AUGGUAGAAAACUUUGUUGAUGUUCCAGAUGACUACUGCUGCCCUAUAACAGGAGACUUGAUGGAAGAUCCGGUGGUAGCGCCAGAUGGCCACAGCUAUGAACGAGCAUCAAUUACUGCUUGGUUUCAAAAAAAUAAAACCAGUCCUCUUACAGGUGCAGCAUUAAAAAACACAGUCCUAAUUGACAAUCAUCGGCUUAAAGCAAUAAUUAGCAGUUUUAAAGAAAAAAUGCCUGAAAUUCAGCGAGAAUGCCAAAUUAAGCGAGAUUUAAUAGAAGCGAUUAAUAUUAGAGAAGCGUUCUUUGAAGACAGCUUAAAAAAGGGAAAUGAGCAGAUAGGAAAUAUUACAAGUCUGUAUAACAAUGAAAAAGAAAAAAAUCUGAUGCUUGAAAAUAAGCUAAUUUCUUACAAAAAAUCAAUCGAGAUAAAAAUCAAUCAUAUAGAGUGGCUUAAAACAAGUUUAUGUAAAAAAAGCUUUUAGGGCUAAAGCGGACAUAAAUUAAUAAAGCUAGAAGUUUUAGAAAGGCACGCAUAAAUUUUCUAUAAUAAUUAACUUAAGCUUAAAACAAAUUUAGACCAUUUUCAGAGUUUAAGCUUUGAAAAGGACAACGAAAUUAAAAGACUUAACAUGGAGCUAGCAACAUCUUUGCAUGAGAAUAGCGAACUUAAAAGAUUCAUUAAAGCUAAUAAUGGAAAUUUUGUAAAUAAACUUUUGAGAAUCCAGCAAUGCCUUAAGCAGUAUGAAAAAGAUAUAACUUCAAAUAAAUUAAAUGCUAAUAAUCAAUUAGCAGGGAUAAGAGCUUCUAUUUCAGAUCUCAUUUCAGAGAAUUCUAAAUUUGAGUUUGAAGACCUUAAAAAACCUAAUCUCCUAAUAGAAAACCAGCAAAAUCCUCCUCAAGAUGCCAAAAAUUCAGACGAAAAUCUUCAGCUGCUUCUCGAAAACAAAAUUUUUAAUAUUUGAAAUAUAAUUCCUCCCUUAAUUUUUCCUAUAAUCAAUCUUUAAAAAAUGGAUAAGAAAAUCUAGGUAAAAUAGCAUAUCCCCAAAUAACUCAAAAAUAGAGGAAGAUUUUAGAGAGCCUGUAACUAAAUAUGCCUAUACUACUAAUCCAGCAGUAAGCUUGGCUUUUCAAAGAUAUAUUGAUGCUUAUCAUCAGAAAACAUCUCUCUAUCUUAUUGACAGAGAUAAAUAUGACAGAAAUAGAUUGAUUGUUUACGAUACUGAAAAUGAAAGAGAAAAAGCUCAAAAUUUUGAGGCUCCAGAGAUUUUGACUGAUGGAACAUGUAUAGCUCAGCUCCCAGAUGGGGAAUUAUUUUGUUUUGGGAAUAAUCCAGCGUCUGGCAUUUCAUUGGUGAUUGAUGGAAAUAAUAGAGUUAGAAUUCUACCUUCUGGGAUACCCUGCAAAGGGUCAUCAGCUAUUUAUUUCAACAGAAAUAUUUACUGCUUUGGAGGAUCAAAUACAAUUCUUCUAACCCUUUCAGAUAAAUUUAGUUUACUCCUCAGUAAUUAGCAAAUUCUUGAUUUGUGGAAUUUUGUUGAGCAAAAUUUACUAUUUGGCAACUUUGUUCAAAACUCUCCACAAGAAUAUGCUUAUUGCUGGGGAGAUUUAGAUGAAAAUCAAUGAAUUUAUUUAAAUCCUCUUCCAAUAGCAGACUGCAAGUGCCAUUGUGCUGUAUUUAAUGGAAAUAUUUUGAUAUCAGGGUGCUGAAAUCCCAAUAUUUUGCGCUAUUCCAUUGAAAAUGACGACUUCUCAAGAAUUCCUUUUGAUUUUGCAGAGUAUAAAAGAAAAAUUUUGAUAAAUACAGAAAGGCUGUAUUUGAUUGAAUGCGAUAAUGGAUCAGUUUAUGAAAGCGAAAUAGGUAAUGAGAAUGUGUGGAAAAAGGUAGGAAAAUCGAUUAUUAGCGAUCAAUACCCUUCUCAAGUUUAUUGGUCAUACAAUAAAGGUGCAAUUUAUAUUGCGACUAGCUUGAAAAAUGAACGCUACUACAAGUUUAAUUUGCAGGAAAAGUUAAUGAUUAAAUUCCUCUAA
Molecule: messenger RNA, 2026 nt
Organism: Blepharisma stoltei
Lineage: Eukaryota; Ciliophora; Heterotrichea; Heterotrichida; Blepharismidae
Source: the annotation of a GenBank genome assembly